Molecule: messenger RNA, 315 nt
Organism: Fulvia fulva
Lineage: Eukaryota; Fungi; Ascomycota; Dothideomycetes; Mycosphaerellales; Mycosphaerellaceae
Product: 37S ribosomal protein MRP10, mitochondrial
Exons: 2
Coding region: 1-315 (104 amino acids)
Biological process (GO): mitochondrial translation
Cellular component (GO): mitochondrial small ribosomal subunit
Molecular function (GO): structural constituent of ribosome
Source: RefSeq, a predicted model, not a curated record
AUGGCACCCGGCAAAUCGAACGCAUCAUCUAGCUUUCGCACUCUCCAAACCGCGCAAUCUAACCUCCCGCCUCUUCCCAAACUUCGAAUCCGCAAACCAGAUCGCGCGGAUGCCAACCCAUGCAUUGGAGUGAUGGGCUCUAUGUUGGGAUGUUGGGCUUCAUCAGGAUACUCAGCGGCUGGAUGUCAGGUUUUGGAGAUGCAGCUGAGGAAGUGCAUGGAUGAGAGGAAAGCGACACAAGCGAAGAAGUCAACGAUAAACCACCACCUAUCGAGAUUUUAUCCACAAAUCAUUGGGCCGCACAAGAGGAAGUGA